CCACUUUUGGCUUUUAAAGCAUCUCAAAAGAACCAACCACCCCUAAACGCAUUAAAAUGGCAUUCAAAUUCGUUACCUUGUUCGCUGCUCUCGUAGCUGUUGCCAGCGCCGGUGUUCUGCCAGCUGCUCCCUUGGCCGCCGUUGCUAAAGUUGAGGAAUACGACCCCCAUCCCCAAUACUCUUAUGGUUAUGAUGUUAAGGAUGCCCUCACCGGUGACUCUAAGACUGCCGUUGAGACCCGUGAUGGUGGUUUCGUCCAAGGUCAAUACUCUUUGAAUGACGCUGAUGGUUACAGACGCAUUGUCGACUACACCUCUGACCCCGUCAACGGUUUCAACGCUGUUGUCCGUCGUGAACCUUUGGUAGCUGCCGUUGCUGCUGCCCCCGUCGUUAAGGCUGCCGUAGCUGCUCCCGUUGUUGCUGCCCCUGCUCCAGUUGUUAAGGCAGCCGUUGCUGCUCCAUUCACCUAUGCCGCUGCUGCUCCAGUAGUGAAGGCUGCCUACUCUACUGGUCCAGUCGCCUAUGCCGCCCCCGCUGCUUAUGCUGCCGCUCCUGUUGUUAAGGCCGCCGUUGCUGCUCCCUUCACCUAUGCCGCUGCCGCUAACGUCCCAGCUCCCGUUGUUGCUGGCCCAGCUGUUGUAAAAACUAGCUUCGCAUCUCCCCUUAUCUCUUAUGCUUAUUAGAUAAAAACGGAUCGACUGUGAUUGUUAGUUGUUAUGGAUGAAUAAAGA
Musca domestica (house fly) is the source of this 731-nucleotide messenger RNA. Its product is annotated as larval cuticle protein A3A-like. Gene Ontology annotation, cellular component: extracellular matrix. Bases 57 to 683 code for a protein of 208 amino acids. The record is from RefSeq and is a predicted model, not a curated record. The transcript is spliced from 3 exons. Lineage: Eukaryota; Metazoa; Arthropoda; Insecta; Diptera; Muscidae.